AUGGAGGUGAAACUGUCCAAGAGAAAUAGAUGGAAGAGUUUGGGUCUGGACACAGCUCCGCACAGGUGUCAGAUUAAGACAGGAUUCGUUCUGCUACUAACACUGGCGUUCUUACUGACUGCCGUUGCUUAUGUCUCUGAAUUCUCUCUCAAGACUGCUGUGCUCCCUGACACCUUUUAUGAAAAAGUGCUAAAUCAGACACGCUCCUAUUAUGUUGCGAUUGAGUACCCAUCUGCCAGUGAAAAUCAAACUAGUCCUACACAAAUUCCUUCACAAUCCACAGACAUUUCAGUGCAUCAUCAUGUGGCUCAUCCAAGCAACUAUCAUUUCAUUCUGGACGAACCUGAUAAAUGUAGUCAGUGGGAUCCGUUCCUGGUCUUGAUGGUCCCUGUGGCGCCCCAUCAGGUAGAGGUUCGUAACGCCAUCCGGAGCACAUGGGGGAAUGAGAGCUCAGUGCAGGGAAAAGCAGUGCUGACUCUGUUCUUGGUGGGUUUGACUGGAGGACCUGAAGCUCAACAGAAGCUGGAGGAAGAGAGCCGUCAACACAGAGAUUUAGUGCAGAGCAACUUUGUGGACUCCUACUUCAACCUGACCAUAAAGACAAUGGUGAUCAUGGACUGGUUGGGCACUCGUUGCCCUCAAGCAGCUUAUGCUAUGAAGAUUGAUUCUGAUAUGUACAUAGGCCUGGAGAACCUGAUGAGCCUGCUAUUGGCCCCCAACACACCCAGAGAGAACUACAUUACAGGCUACUUGAUGUGGAACCGGGCUGUCAUCAGGGACAAAAACUCAAAAUGGUACGUGUCAGAGGAAUUGUACCCUGAACCGAAAUACCCCACGUACCUGCUGGGAAUGGGAUAUGUUUUCUCCAAUGACCUGUCAGGAAAAAUAGUUGAGGCUUCCAAGAAAGUAAAGGCCUUUAACAUUGAGGACGCAUAUGUGGGCGCUUGUCUGAAACAGUUAGGCAUUGCACCCUCAUCUCCUCCAGACCCUUCACAGUUUAGAGCCUAUCUGGGACAAUACAAGCGAGAGGGUUUUCUCAGAGUUAUUACAACAAUCCUGGGAUCCCCGCAGCAGCUAAUAGACAUUUGGAAGGAUCUAAAGAAGACCACAUAAAAGGAAUCAAAUUGGAAUAGAUUAGUGGUUGCCUUUAUUUGAUUAAUAAAAGACUGUUAUGUUGGAGACAGAGAACUA
This is a messenger RNA of Carassius carassius (crucian carp), 1191 nucleotides long. Its product is annotated as beta-1,3-galactosyltransferase 2-like. Gene Ontology annotation, cellular component: membrane. Bases 1 to 1113 code for a protein of 370 amino acids. The transcript has 2 exons. The record is from RefSeq and is a predicted model, not a curated record. NCBI's taxonomy places the organism in Eukaryota, Metazoa, Chordata, Actinopteri, Cypriniformes, Cyprinidae. Gene Ontology annotation, molecular function: N-acetyl-beta-D-glucosaminide beta-(1,3)-galactosyltransferase activity.